Molecule: messenger RNA, 776 nt
Organism: Colletotrichum godetiae
Lineage: Eukaryota; Fungi; Ascomycota; Sordariomycetes; Glomerellales; Glomerellaceae
Exons: 3
Coding region: 48-506 (152 amino acids)
Source: RefSeq, a predicted model, not a curated record
AAAAAAAAAAAAAAAGAACAUCGACAGCAACAUACCGAACCGCAAUCAUGGGGUCAUUCCGCAGCGUCAUCGCCGAAGACGAAGUCUUGAAGGGAUUCGAGAGAGUCGGCACCGUCACCUUUGAGGAGCCCGAGGAACCUCUUCUCAACUACAAGCCGGAGGAGGACAUGCGCUCGUGGAAGAACCAGAGCCCUAUGGUCCUCGGGCAGCUGCAGCUCUUCCUCGAGGCUCUCGUCGCAGCGCAUGAUGAGGCCGAAGACUGUAUUACCGACCUCGAGAUCGGAGGUGAUUCCUACUUCGCUAAGAGGUGGCGCCACCGCAAGCGUGUCAAGUACACGAAGGGUCUUGCGGUCUACAAGGCCCAACGCAAGGCGGUACUCAAGAUCGAAAUGAGAAUCAUUCGGGGCGGUAACAUGGGAGAGGCCCUCCAGGCAGCUUUCGAUCGUGUUCAAAUCGCCCUCAUUGAGAAUAUGGUGCGCGUCAAUUCCCUGUUGAGCAUGCUCUGAGAGAGAGCGUCUUUGCCCUCGGGCUUUGGCUUUUGGCGGAUGAGAACUUUGAAUGGGACGCUCGGUCGGAAGAACCCAGCAACGAUUUCACGAUGGGGGAGACGCGACAUUGGGUAAUGACUAGCAAACCGGGGCUCGAGAGGAACCCGCGAGGAUAAAUGCGAUAGAAUACCAACAGAACCACGGAACAAUGCUAUAUGUGACACCAUUAUGGGACAUGGCUUGUAAUUAAGCAGUUGAUCUGGCGGGAUGCAUCCUGGUUCAAACCAG